This is a messenger RNA of Babesia bovis T2Bo, 1363 nucleotides long. Its product is annotated as Ribosomal protein L4/L1 family protein. Gene Ontology annotation, molecular function: structural constituent of ribosome. Lineage: Eukaryota; Apicomplexa; Aconoidasida; Piroplasmida; Babesiidae. Gene Ontology annotation, cellular component: ribosome. The record is from RefSeq and is a predicted model, not a curated record. Bases 44 to 1330 code for a protein of 428 amino acids. The transcript is spliced from 7 exons. Gene Ontology annotation, biological process: translation.
GAUGUAUCUGUAAAUUUCAAACUCCAUUAGUGGAUUCCUGAAUAUGUUGCUCAGAAGAUCAUUUGGUUAUGUGAUACAGCAACAUUAUCGUAUCGUUAGACAAACUGAAUCAUCAACGUUAGCACCUAUUUCGACUGUGCCAGAUGCUAACUUAUCAUCUUCAAUACACAGCCCUACUAUAAUACGGAGACCUGGAGAAAUUAUAGAUGUGCCAACGUUAAUACGAGGGCACUGGUCUUACCCAGCUGUCGGAUUUAAUAGCAUUCUAGAACUUCCUCUUUAUAUAUUUGAGGGUGAUAACGGGUUUCCGACUCCAAGGAGAACCCAUCAAGUACCCAAUGAUAUUUUUGGAUUACCUUUAAGGCCGGAUAUUUUGCACCGUUGUUAUAUGUUCUAUAGAAGAGCCAAAGCUGGAUAUAGUGAGGAUAUGCAAUUGUACAAAUGGGAAUGGCCUGGAAGUACACGAAAAUGGCGCAAACAACAAAAGACAGGGAAGGCUCGUAUCGGAUGGAAGAAAUCUCCAGGGAAAUAUUUAGGGGUAUUCGCACAUCCAAUCAGACCAGGAGACCAACGGACCAAACUUCCACGUAGAGUGCUAUGGACUGGCCUCAAAAUAAUGCUUUCUGCGAAGUUUGCGCAGUCUCAGAUAAACCUGGUCGAUUCCUUCCUAAUGAAGUCUCACAAAACAAAAUAUGCUGUAUGCAACUUGAGAAGAAUUUUGGGUAAUAAUUGUAACUCAGCAUUGCUUGUUUUUUGUGGUAACUCGGAUUCUAACGAAAACUUCCGUUGGGCCACGGCUAACAUUCCGGCUGUAAGAUUGGAGACAGUAGAGGGUUUAAACGUAUAUAAUUUGCUGAAAUACAGGCAACUGGUAAUAACUGAAAUGGCUUUAAAAAAACUCAUUCACUUGAUUCAUGAAUAUCCACGUAAGAUGAAUUGGCUUCCGAGAUUUGCUACUCCGAAUAAUACACCUGCUCCAAUACCUCAGAAAGUAGACGGGUGGAAUCAAGCGUGGAUUGACAACAAAAUCGCAAAAAAUAUGGCAUCAAGAACAAGAGAACAAUGGUUAGAAGAUGUGAAAAAAUGGAAAUGGUCUACGUCGAUUAAAGGUGCUAUAAAGGUCCAUAGAAAUGAUCCUCUGGAGGCUUUUAGACUUAUUCACAUUUCGCACAACGUAAAUCAAGAAGCUAAAAUACGAUAUAGAUACCUUUAUGAUUCCGUCUCCGAUCCUAUGGAAUCAUUAGACAUAGAAGAUGCCAAUGAUGGUUUGAAUGAUGACGCUCAACAACAUACUGUUACAUGGCCAGAAAAUGACAUUUUACAAACAUAGUAGACCAUCUCAUAAUUUUAACAUUUCAGAUUA